UUGCUCGCCGCUGGAGUGCAGAACGGAUCAAAGGGCUUGCAGGGGGCUUUUUUUUUUUAAAUUUUCCUCCCAAAUUAAUUUAAUUCCCCGUUCUCCCCUUGAAGCGCAAAAGCAAAAAAAAAAAAAGUUUGAGCCUCAGGUCUUGCAGUUCUUGCAAUUCGUCCUCCCCCCCUCCUCAAGUAAAGUUUAUAUAUUUUUUUGUUUGUGAAGUUGUAAGAAGCCGCAGUUGUUUUAAAGAUGAGUUGGGAUAGUUAUGUGACGAACCUCCUGGCCGAUGGAGAUUGUCAAGACGCGGCGAUCAUCGGCUACAAAGACGGCGUGUCCAUUUGGGCCAGCACUCCGGGAAAAACUCUGUGCAACGUGACGCCCGAGGAGAUCGCUGUGCUGAUCGGGAAGGACCGGACAAGCUUCUUGACCAACGGGCUGACCAUGGGGAAGGUCAAGUGCUCCGUCCUGAGAGACCGCUUUGAUUUUGAGGAUGAGUGGACCAUGGACCUGCGGACGAAGGCAACGGGCCAGCCCACCUACAACAUCUCUGUGGCCAAGGCAGGCAAAGCUCUAGUUGCUGUGAUCGGACACGAAGGCAAGCCUGGGGGAUGCCUGAACAAGAAAGUCUACGACAUGAUGAAGCAUUUGAGAGCCUCUGGGUACUGAUCCCGCCCCUUGACCCCUCGACUCCUCCUCCUGCACCCUGAUUGGACCGGGACCACGAAAUGGAACACGCCUGGAGAGCAGCUGCUUCAUCUGGCCACAGAAUUUAGAAUAAAAAACAACAAAAAAAUUCAAUUUCUUUUGUAUUUUUUUUUUUUUUUUAAUGUUCUAUAUAGUUUAACAGAAGCAUUUAAAUGGCAAAUCUAAAAAAAUAGUAAAUUUAAACGAAAGCAUUGUGUCCUAGCUGUGCGUCUCCAUGUGUUGCAACACUGUUUAAAAAGAGAUAGAACACAAAAAACCUGAAAUUAAAACCUGAAAAAUCA
This is a messenger RNA of Acipenser ruthenus (sterlet), 974 nucleotides long. RefSeq names its product profilin-1-like. The coding region runs from base 238 to 654 and encodes 138 amino acids. Gene Ontology annotation, molecular function: actin binding. The record is from RefSeq and is a predicted model, not a curated record. Gene Ontology annotation, biological process: positive regulation of actin filament bundle assembly; actin cytoskeleton organization; regulation of actin filament polymerization. The transcript has 3 exons. NCBI's taxonomy places the organism in Eukaryota, Metazoa, Chordata, Actinopteri, Acipenseriformes, Acipenseridae. Gene Ontology annotation, cellular component: cytoplasm.